AUGAAGCUUGUGACCAAAACGAUAGCAAAUCGCAUCAAACAAAUUCUCCAUGAGGUCAUCGAUGCUGAGCAGAGUGAUUUUGUCCAUGGUAUAUUGAUUACAGAUAAUGCUUUGCUUGCGAUGGAAUGUUUCCAUUGGAUGAAGAAAAAGAGGAAAGGGAAGAACGGAGUUAUGGCCUUGAAGUUGGAUAUGUCCAAAGCCUACCAUAUAUUGGAGUGGAGUUUUGUCCUCUAUGGGCUUCCAUAUUUCAAUGAUGUGCUCUCUGGAUUAUUAAAGAAGGAAACUGAGGCUCGCACCAUCCAUGGCCUUCAAGUGAUACGGAAGGGCCCUAAAAUCUCAUAUAUUCUUCGACGAUGA
Molecule: messenger RNA, 357 nt
Organism: Vicia faba (fava bean)
Lineage: Eukaryota; Viridiplantae; Streptophyta; Magnoliopsida; Fabales; Fabaceae
Source: the annotation of a GenBank genome assembly